Messenger RNA from Durio zibethinus, 1986 nucleotides. RefSeq names its product coiled-coil protein. The record is from RefSeq and is a predicted model, not a curated record. Gene Ontology annotation, biological process: positive regulation of ubiquitin-dependent protein catabolic process. NCBI's taxonomy places the organism in Eukaryota, Viridiplantae, Streptophyta, Magnoliopsida, Malvales, Malvaceae. Gene Ontology annotation, molecular function: cullin family protein binding.
AACGACGACGUAUCUGUUUCCUUCGUCAAAACGACGGACUUUUAUUUGUAUUUUACUUCAAAUUCUCUUUCCGAAGGAUCAAGCUUAAAGCCUUUUCCUUUUCCCAAAACAAUGGAAGAGUCUCAGGAGAUUUUACUAAACUCUUUACGGAGUUUGGGAGUUUCGAUCCCAGAAAGCGUUUCGUCGUUUAACGACUUAACCCCGACAACGUUGAUUUCCAUCUGCUCCCAAUCACUUAACCUCCUCGGAAACAACAAAGGCGGUGAUGACAACGACAUGUCGUUUCCCAAUUCAGUUGAAGAUUCUGUCUCAAUGGCUGACAAGUUCAAGAUCUGUUCGAUCAUCUCUUUGACUUUUAAGAAUCUGGGUUAUGUUGGUGACAUGAACUAUUACAAGUUCUUGCAUCCAUCAGAAGAGGAAUUGUACAAGUUGGUAAGGUUUUUGGUGGAGAGGCUUUCUGGUUCAUCUGAAGCUGUAAAAUUCUCUGGGAAAAAGAAUGUUGGUUUGAGACAGAAAAUCAAGGAGGAUAACUUUAAGAAAGUUUCGAAGUCCUUUACUCAGAAGCCUAAUAAUGAAGAGGUAGAUCAAAAUCUUCAAAAAGUUGAAGCAAUCUUGAAAGAUCUUAGAGUAGAUGAAUUGUUGGAAUCAUCCAAUUUCAAGACCGAUGAUGCACCUAUCAGUGACCCCCUUAGGGUGAAUGAUAUCCCACAGAAUGAGCUACUUAAUGAGUCAACAACAGAAGUUGUGGAUUCAAGAAGUGGUGCAUCUGAAAAUGAAGAAACUGCAGAUCAGAAAGAUGAUGAACCUGUUUCAGCUUCUCCCAAAGAGCAAUAUUCCGAGAUACAAUAUGAAGCAGAAAAUUUGCUAUCUCAAGAAAAAGUGCUGAAGGAGGAACUGGGAGCAAAUACUUUACAAGUGCAGCAUCUUGAGGAAGAGCUUGGAUUGUGGAGGGCAGCAGCAGAUAUGGCAUUUGACGAAAGUCAUCCUAUGGACUUUUUCUUGGAGCAACUUAAUGAGCAACUUGAUGCUAAAAAGCAUGAUAUUCAGGAAUUGGAGUUGCAGUGGGAUGCUUUCCAAGAACCUAUUGAAGAGAAAAUAAGAAGUCUUGAGGAAAGACUAUAUGCAUACAAUUCGGAACCUCGAGAGAAACUCCAAAAGUUUAGAGAAAUUGAGCUAGAAAUGCAGUUUACCUUAUCUGAAAUUAGAAAAAGGGAGGAGGAACACUUGAAACUUGCAGCAGACCUCAAGAAGCGGCCCAAAGUGGCAUCUAGGAGAUCCUAUAUUGAGAGGAUAAAGGAGAUCACAAAAAAUAGUGGAAAACUAGACACUGACAUUGAACGCAUCUUAAGAGAAACUAGGGAGCUGCAGUUAGAAAGCAAUUCCAUUCAGGAGAGCCUUCAUCGCACCUAUGCUGUUGUCAAUGAAACUGUUUUAAGGGAAGCAAAAAAAGACACAGUUGGGCGACAGGCUUAUAGGCUACUUACUAGCAUACAUGAGAGGUUUGAGCAAAUCUCCGAGAAAAUUCUCGCUACUGAUAGAAUUCGAAGAGAAAUGGCCGACCGUGAAAAGAAACUAGCAACCAUGGCUUCCCGAAGCUUAAAUGUAGACAAGCAACAAGCUGAUCUUGACGCCAUUUUGAAGGAAAAUGAAUACCUGGAGCAGCAACUUCAAGACAAUUGACCCAGUAACUCAUCAGUAGAAUCCAUUCUUUCUAUUGAAGGUCCUUUUUCUCUUUGGUUGUAAUCAAAUCUGAGUUUGAAACUUUGAAUCCAGACACAAAAAGUUGUAUUCAUUAUAAAGUAUGAAAAAUAAAAAUUGCAACUAUGACAACCAUUGUUCCGUUUGUUUGGAUUCUUUAGUCUUUACGAAAUUUGAAUGGAUUUGUUAAACAAAUUGUAAGUCAAAAAACAGUGAGGCUACCAGCCUGAUUGAAACUGUAUUAUAUUCAAGACUGGUAGUAAAUAUCAUGCCCCAUUGACAUCUAAA